AUACAAAAUUACGUGUGCCACAUAGCGAUAGAGGUAAGUAGAAGGGGUAUGCCGUAAACAAUGUAGCUAACAAUUACAUGUUUGAAGAGUCUUUUUUGUCUUAUUCAAGUGACUUAAUAUCUUAGAUGAGACAUAAACUUAUAUAUAUAUAUAUAUUUAGGAAGAGUGGAUACAUUUAAAUGAUACUGUUUUACAGGGAAAUUUCUCCAUGACGUAGAGGAUGUGUUGCUAUAUAUAGAAACAAUAUUUCCUAAAUGAUGCUGUUUUCAAACUAGGUUAAUUUAUAUGGUCAAAUUCCUUUCGGGGACCUUGACAUUGAUGUCGGUCUGGUUGUUAAAAACAGUCAAAGCUUCGUGCUCAGUGCCGCCUCUGCAGAUUGUUCGUCAGGUUGUUGAAAAAGGUAUUUAUUUAUUUAUUUAUUUUUUAUUCUGAUAUAUUUUAUGAUGUAAUUCUAUGCUGAAAUAAAAAGAACUAACCAACAACAAACUGGAGUGAAUCAAAUAAUUUACUAUAAGUGGGAGAAUGUUUGUAGACCACAUUUCUUUCCAAAACCACACCAGGCACAUUCUAGGCUUUUUCCUCGGUGUUGCGUAGAAGGGUGGGGUGGAAUAAUGAAAUAUUAAUAAACCUUUAGGGUUUUUUCAAAAAUAUUAUUACACACGCACUCACAAACACACACAUAUAUAUAUUUAUAUAUAUAUAUAUAUAUAUGUGUGUGUGUGUGUGUGUUUAAGUGUAUGUAUGAGUAUAUGUGUGCUUUAAUAGAUGUUAUAUAGAUUAAAUACGAUUUUGAGUCCCUCCUUGAUAUUAAUGACCUUGCAACAACCUCUAACCCCGGGUAGAUGGGACUCGUUAACCUUGGUCGGAAACUCAUCUAAGAGAAGGAAACUCUAAAUUCAAACCCAGAGAUGGCGUCCCCCCACCCGUCUUUCUUUUUGGGAUAUUUUUUUUUUUUUUCAAAGUUUAAAUCAUAUUUUUGGUCAUCCUACCCUUUUGGCGCUACCUGUAAGGCUUUAGUCUGCCUCACCACUUCCUUCCACUCAGACCCAUCUGAUGCUUUUCUGUAAUAUGCUUUAAUUCCCAGGUGCUAUAUAUCUGUGUCCACAACUUCCAACCAUAUUUUUUUUUAAAAGUCCUAGUUCGAUCGGUUUUCCCUCAGAGGUUUUGGUGGUGAAACCUCUUUCAUCCUUCGUCUUUUGGCAUUCUUUCUAAGUGUCCUGCCUAGCGUGACCAGCACAUUUUUUUUAUUUCCGCUACUAGCAUGGAUCCUGAUAUAGAUUAUACCAUUCCUGGUUGGUUCGUAUUCUCCAUCUUUACUCAUCCUUUGUUGGAGAACUUUCCUCUCCCAUGUGUUUAACAGGUUUUCUGUCGUUUUUUGUUAGUGUCCAAGUUUCACUUGCGUAUGUAACAACUGGUCUGAUUACAGUUUUCUAAAUAGUUUUCUUUGAAUCUCUUGUAAUCUUUUUACUUUUGAGUAUUUUCUGACUACUGAAGUGUGCUCUGUUACCUGCCGAUAUUUUUUCUUUUAUUUCUUUUAGUAAUUCACGUGUGUCUUUAAAUAAAGAUGCUAGGUAUUUAAAGAGAAUUUACUUUUUCAAAAGUGUGGUGUCUAAAUGAAAUAGUUGCAUCUCUCAUUUCUUCUAUUAACAUAGCCAGGCUUGUAGUGAUGCGCAUUAUAAUUCAAUAAAAGCUUUUGAUAUGUUUUUUGCUACUUUUCCCUUACAGUUUUAUGUUAUCACCGUUAGCAAGAUACUAAAAGGGUUUGUUGUAAUAGUGCUUAUGAGAGUCUCAUGUUGAUAUCUUCUUUUGAUGCUGCCGUAAGCCCUUUUAUAGUCCACAAAGAGUUCUUGCACUGGGAUAUUGUAAAAGUAAUAUUUCUCCAAUUGGCGUCUGGUAGUGAAAAGCUGAUCAGUCGAUGAUCUCUUUUUUUUUCUUCUGAAUCCACAUCGGUAGUCACCUAAUAUUCUUUAGUGUAUGAUUGAUUUUUUUUUUUUUUUUUUUUUUCAUUUUGUUUUUUCAUUUUUUUUUUUUUUUUUUUUUUUUUUUUUUUUUUUUUUUUUUACAAUUAGAUUUGUCAGUAUUUUUUAUGUAGCAUUUAAUAGGAAAAUUCCUGUGUAGUUUGUGCAUGGGAGUUUGGAACCGUUCUUGUAAAUUGGGGUUAUAAGUCUCGUUUUCCAUUCCGUUGGAAAUUUUCUCUUUUAGUAUAGCUCUCUUCCUCCAUAUUUAAUAAGUUCUGCUGUGGUGGAGUCUUCUUCAGGGGCUUUGUGGUUUUCAUAGAAACCAUUACUUCUUUAGUUUCUUCCAAAGUUGCGGAGUUUAUUUAAAGGGUCUGCUCCUCCAUGUGGUGGUUGAUAAUCUUCAUCUUGUCCGUCGUCUGCAAACAGUAUGCCCUCAAAAUAGUCAGCCCAACUCUCCAGUACUUUACUAUUUUGUUUUAUAAAAUUCUCCAUCAGGGCUCUAACACAUUUGAGUUCUGGCUUGGUAUCCAUUUUUUUCAUUUUUUAUCUUCUAGUAUUUCCAUCUCUUGAUAAGUCUUCUAUUUUUUAGUUUAUCUUUUGUCCAUUUCCUUUUUUUUCUUCCUACACAUUUUCGUGGCUUUCCGCCUGGCUUCGUUGUAUUGUCUUUCUGGUUUCCCAUUUGUAUCACGAUCAUUCAUGUUUUGCUCCAUUCUUUGACAGUCCCCCUGCAUUCACUAUCAAACCAGCCUACUCUGCUGUUAGUGUGCUGAAAUCCUUCUACCUUUUUUUUUUUUUGCUAAUCAUGUCAUAGCAUUUUGUAUACCAUCUCACUGUUCUUAUUCUAUGAUAAUAUUCAGCAAGUGGAUUGUCAAAGUCUGCAUCAGAUGCCCUAUAGCUUCUUAUGUCUUGUACGUCUAAUCCAUGCCCCCGAUAGAUUAGAAUAAGGAAAAUCAGGUUGUGAGUAAUUCCGUCUGGUGAGUUCCAAUUAACUUUAUGUGUAUUUUUGUGUGGAAACUUGCAGCUACCAACUGUCAUCUCUUUUCUUGAAGCAAAGUCAGUAAGUUGGAUUCCAUUGUCAAUUGGAUUCAUCGUUCACACGAUCCUUGCCAAUAGUUGGCAUAAACACGUUUUCUUUCCCUAUUUGGCUUUAAAGUCUCCAAUCACUAUUUUAAUAUGGCGUGGUGCCUCAUCACAUAUCUUUUCCAGUGCCCCAUAAAAAGAUUCAUUUUGACCUUCUGUAUCUUCGGAGGAAUCAUGAACAUGUAUUAAUAUUAUAAUUCGCCAGCAGAGGCCAAACAACAAGACCAAGACCACGCAGGCUAUAUAUAGAUAUACCAGAACAAGCAAGCAAGACGCCCCAGGCAAACCCUCCACUCCCUUCCCUUGUCACCCUGGCUUGCCAGCCAGCUCGCGGCGAGUGCUAAACGUGGCAUCUGCUAAGCCGCGGGUCGGCGUGAAAUAAAAAGUGUGCCGUGACGUAUCAUGGAAAGAAAGGGGGGAAUGGGUGUAGCAACAUUGGCAUUCUUAAAUGUGCGUAACUUCAGUUCACAUUUGUGUCAAGUAACUUUAGUAGAUGGGGUGUUCACGCAUUGUUCUCGCCAAUGUUUGGCGGGCUAUAUCCACCCUCGCUUGCCAGCCAUGCGCACACCCCAACAAGCUCGCGGCGUAUGCUACGCCGAGAAUCGCCUAGUGUAUUAAUAAUAUAUUAAACAUUUUUCCUCGCACACUCUUUCAUUCACUGGUUUAAAACGUAUGAUCUCAACGACGUGUUCUUUCAUCACAGCAAAUCCUGUUCCAAGAGUGUUAGUAAUUUUAACAGUCUUAGUACUUUCAUGUCUCAAUCAAAACAUCAUGUCCAUAUCCGAGCAUGGGUCGAUUUCCCUUAAAAAACAGUCCGGAUUUUGUUAUGUUGUUUGGCUUACGUAACGUUAAUUUUUAGACAUGACCGGGUUGUUAGCUCUGCGCACAACCGUCUUGGGGAGGGUUUCAAGAUAGCUUCCUUGGUUUUUGGGUAAGGCACCUAAGGAUCCCUCCACUCUCAACAAGGUCCUGAUGACGGUCCGCCCCGGGUGUUUUAUUUACCCAGCACCCGCCAAAUACGGGGAGGCGCUCGACGGAAUAUCAGUAUCUACGCACGGGACUUUGUUUGAUAAUGCAUACGAAGAUAUGAUAAUGCCAUUCAAUAUAUGGGGGCAAGCUGGGCGAUUCUCAAGUUGGUGGUCUCGAGUUCAAUUCCAGCCAAAAGCUCAGUCAAGCGAAAACAGCACCCGGUGUGGAUGGGACUAUAUAGUUAACCUUUGAUUACAACUCAUCUAAGAGAGGGAAUCUCUGAAUUCAAAUGUAUGGAGUCCCGCGGGCGGGUAACAUUGGUACAAUGAAAUAUUCCGACAACUGCUACGACGCCACUGGUGCCAAGCUGUAUCAUCUACAUGAUGUUCCCUUGUGUUAUCCAGCGGUGUGGAGAGAGGCGUUUUUCUGUUGGGAACCAGCUUAUAAUACUAGAGGAAUAAUCCCAGGCCUUGUGGAUUUCGCCCUGUGAAGUCUACACCAUCGUCACAUUGUGACAGACGGAUGCCAGUCAUAUAUAUAUAUAUAUAUAUAUAUAUAUAUAUAUCAAUAACUGUUAAUGUUUUUUGUAAUUGUAUAAAUAUUUCAACGCAACAUUACACGUGUGUGUUUAUCAUAUAUAAUAUCUAUUUUUUGUUGUUUGCUUUCAGGGAACCAGCUUAUAAUAAUAGAGGAAUAAUCCCAGGCCGUGUGUAUUUCGCCCUGUGAAAUCUACACCAUCGUCACAUUGUGACAGACGGAUGCCAGACAUAUAUAUAUAUAUAUAUAUAUAUAUAUAUAUAUAUAUCAGUAACUGUUAAAGAUUUUAGUAACUGUAUAAAUAUUUCAACGCAAAAUUAGACGUGUGUGAUUAUCAUAUAUCAUAUAUAUUUUUUGUUGUUUGCUUUCACAGGCUUUUUCAUUUAAUAACCACCAAAAAAAAUGUGUUUGACAUCAGUCAUUGAGGAAGCUUUGCUUUCGGUGCUAAACAUCCCCAUGAGACCUUUGUCUACGGCCAUGAAAGUCUUCACUUUGUGUGUUUGCACGUUUCUGUGUUGUACCUGUAAGCAGCAAUCAAUAUUACCCACAUAGCUGUAUUAACUGAAUUAAUUAGUUUCUCUUGGAUAACACCAUCUUUUUAUUCAGCUUCAUUCUUCAUCUCGCUCUCUCUCUCUUUCUUUCUCUCUCUUUAACACAAUCUCCUUCUUUUUGACUUUCUAUUUCUCAUUCUCUCUCUUUUUACCUCUCUCUUUCUCUCUCCUUAACUUUCUCUUCCUCUCUCUAUAUUUUGCUCUCUUUCUCACUCUCUUUUAAUCUCGUUAUCUCCCUCUUUCUCUCUCUCUCUCUUUCUCUCUCGAUUUCACUCCCUUUCUUUAUCUCCUUUUCUCACUUUCUAUGCCUUUCUUUCUCUCUCUCUCUCUUUCAUCUAUCUCUCACCUCUCUCUUUUUCACGCUCUUCUCUGUUUCACUCCCUUCUCUCUCUUUUUCACUCUCUUCUCUCUUUCACUAUCUCUCUCUCUUUCCUUUUCUCUUUUUCUCCCACUCUCUUUGUCUUUCUGUCUCCUCCUCUCUUUCUCUCUUUCUCUUUCUCUCUCUCUCUUUCUCUCCCCCUCUCUCUCUGUCUCUCUAUUUCUCUCUCUCCCUUCAUUUCUUUUUUUUUUUUUUUUUUUUUUUUUCUUUUUUUUUUUUUUUUUUUAAAUACACUUUGUAAUAUUCAUGUACUACCUAAUUACAUUACUACUCUAUGCUGUAUACAAAAUUUACUAACUUUCUUCAUUACGUGUAAAUCCUUGACUUUGUUUUGUCCGAAAAGUUUGCCUUUUAAGACGUUACGUUUGUAACAAACCUCAGUGCUUCAAAAAUAUCAAAUUGUUUAAACAAUCUUAUUCCAAGCCAAUAAAUUUAAACUUACGGUUAAAAUUUCAUAUGCAAAUAAUACCCUCUAACGCAUUUUUUUGUUUUACUUUCAAGGCCCUUGCAGUAGUCAAAUCAUUACUCUCUACGAAUACUCAAAUGGAAGUUCUUGCUCAAGGGGGCUACUCGAUAACUAUGACACAUAUGCAAUCAGAGCCAGAGUAGACUGCAAGAACCGAUACAGGAUGUCCAAUAUGUACCUGAAAUACAAGACUAAACAUGGAACUGAGUUCACUUCUGUAAGUUUAAGAUCCACACGUAUUGUCUUUCUUUAAUCAAAAUAUAUAUUCACUUAAAUAAAACACCAGGUCAAGAGGGAUGCCAAUGACGAUUCGUAAUAUCGUUUAUCUAUUUCAUUAUUGUGUCAACAUUAUAACAUUAUUAAGUUAAUAUCGAAAUAGAAUGACUAGUACGCAAAACAAUAUAUACUGUACAAUGGCAUUAAGAAUAGAGUUUUUAUUUUUUAUUUUUUUAAAUAAAUAUUAUGUACGCCUGUUUUUGUAAAACAGAGUAGCUUCCCCGUGGUUGCCGAUUACUUUCAUCACCCUGUAUUGGUUCCGAAAUCAUGGUUGUUGUUUCUAAACUUGAUUCCAGUAAGUUAAGUAGGAAUAAUUAAAACAGCCCCGGCAAUAUAGUUAUAAAUUAAUAUGUAUACUUUUGUGCUGAAUAAUUUCGUUCCUCUUAUUUCACGGUAACGUCAUCCGAUCCAUAUUAAGUUAGCCAAAACAGUACAAACAAAAAUGAUAUGAAAGCGGAAAUGAUAUGAACCAUGCCAUUAUUUCAUUUUCUCACCGAAAAUAAAUAUUCUUUCCCUUCGAUAUUCUUACCCCAUAAUUUACAGCGUCUAAAGUAGACGAACAAUGAUAUAUAUAUAUAUAAAAAUCUUCUUAAACUUGCAAAAUCAUCGUUGUAUUAUAACGAAGGUAGCUCAUUGCUAUCAACUGGGUUUUGGGGUUUGAUUUGUUUUGUGUGUGAAAGUUUUUAAUUGCUGAGUUGACCGGUGCUUUUCUGAAGGCGAAUUGUGAUUGUCGCGUUAUGCCAGCGCAGUUCGGGGAGUUCUUUAAGUUAUGUUUGUAAUGUGAAAGGGUGCAAGUACUCGUCAGUCAGCGAGAGGGGAGCCAUCUUAGUAUAAGUAAUCAGUGUAGGGAGGAUUUUUUAGAGAGUACGUUUUGUGAUAACGUCCUGUAUGCAAAGAACUGUUAAAGUUACUUUCAUUGAACGUUGUUGUGUGGCUGUGUUGUAGGGACGUGUGGACCAAGUGUGGCACUGUGGUAAGGGAGUAUGGACCAAGUGUGGCAGUGUUGUAGGGAAGUGGGUACCAAGUGUGGCUGUGUUGUAGGAAAGUAUGGACCAAGUGCGGCUGUGUUGAAGUCAAGUGGGUACCAAGUGUGGCUGUGUUGUAGGAAAGAAUGGACCAAAUGCGGCAGUGUUGUAGGGGAGUGUGGACCAAGUGUGGCACUGUUGUAGAGGAGUAUGGACCAAGUGUGGGAGUGUUGUAGGGAAGUGUGGACCAAAUGUGGCUGUGUUGUAGGGAAAUGUGGACCAAGUGAGUCUGUGUAGUAGGGAAGUGUGGACCAAGUGCGGCUGUGUAGUAGGGAAGUGUGAACCAACGAGUGAGAAAGUGUCGUAGUCGAGUCUGGACCAAAAGUUGAUGUGUUGUCAUCAAAUGAGGUCCAAGUAUGGCUGUGUUAGAAUGAACCAAGACAACGUUUUCAGUGAAAAGAAAGAAACCCGUAACAUUUGACACCCUAAAAAUCCUUAAAAAAGGAAAAAGUAACUUUUUUUUUAAACUUCAAAUAACCAUCUAAAGUGUUUUCUUUUGUAUUCAUUAACAUUAAACUGCAUCCUUCCUACAGCUGUGUGUCUUCUUCUACCUAUUUGAAACUACCAAGAGCUCAGAUGUUUGCAACGUCACCAUCGGCACAGAUGACAAAUGUGUCUACGACAUCGACAUCAGUGUCAAGACGUCCCGGUUGCUGAGCGGCGCCACGUUGCAAGCCGUUGCUGUAACAGAGGGCAAUGAUCAGUUCACCAGCAACGCCUUAACGCUCUCUGAGCUCUACGGUGAGUGCCACACCGAGACCAUUAGCAUAUUCAUCAUAUUUUUAAUCAUAGUGAUCUUUAUCAACUUUACACCACCAACACCACCACCCCCACAGCCACCCCCCGCAGCCACCAACACAAUCAGCCCCCAUGAUGAUGAUGAGGAUGUGCCGAUAACCAUUUGGGGCAUGUAUUCUUUGGCCUGAGACCAUUUAUAAGCAAUUUAAAAGUCUUCUGUUUUUAGCUUUCAUGUAUUCACUAUUAUUCAGUAUUGCUGAGGUAAGACUAACAUGUCGAAUAAUGGCGGGGAAAUGUGACUCCAUUUGAGCGCCCAUUCCAAAUUGCCAAAUAUUACUUUUUUUUUAAAAAUUAAAACUACUAAUGUUCUUGUGUAUACCGAUCAACCUUUUUUUUUAAUUAUUAGCCUUGGUGACUUUAUAAAUAAUUUAAAACAAACAUUGGACCACAGACUACUAUAAAGUAUACCUUGUCAACAUAGCGUAUUUAGACAUAUCUUAUUGCAUGUCAUCAUAAACGAACCAUUAUAUUUUUUUUUAAAUCCGCUUCAAAUUUUGUUGUAUUUAAUAAAAAUACAUUGAUUUGACCCUAAUAUUUAUAUAUACAGGAAAAAUUAAUUAAUCGCUGUUAUUUUUUUCUUCUUAAAAAAAAAAAUGAAAUCAAUAACUGUUAGGCAUCACAAGCUCAACUGGACACUUGGUGGUCAAUGGGGAAAAACGUCCAACUGACCAACUUAAGGACGUCAUUAAAGUCAACGGUCGAGAGCUGACGAUAGUCUUUGUUUGUGAAUGUGAAGCUGUGCCGUGCUGGAUCACAAUAUCAGACGAUGAUGACUCGGCGGUUGUCGUAAAAGGCAAGCAUUAUGCAUUGUAUAAACGAACUUUUGAAAGGUCUACACAAGUUAAGGUGACCAUAAAACAUGCUGCAUGCAGGCUGGACGGUGAAUACAACAUCGUGGAGUUUAGCGUCCAAAUAGGUGAGACCAAGGCUGUGCUGCGUGUAAUUGGGUAUCUGUUGUUUGAAGUCUCACAAUACGGUUACUCUUUGGCGUCAUCCAUAAAGAUAAUCUGUACCAUCUUUUCGGCCUCCAAUCUUAGGUACCUAACCAUAAAAUUCCGAAACCUAUCGCACGUGUAUCGACGGACAGCAUUUGUUGGGGGUAGUUAAUUUUACCUAUCGAUACAAAAAAAAAAAUGUUAAUACAUUUCUUCUUAAAAAUUCGUUUUUAUACCAGGUUAUUAUAACUAUAUGCUGCAUAUCUUAAAAGCCGCCUACACGCAUGUCGCGAUCCGUACUAAUUGGUGUGCUGCUUCAAAUUAUUUUUACAAGUGCAAACAUCGUAAGCAUAACAGACUGAACGCAGAUCAUUUUUACAAUAGCAAUGCACACAUUAAUUCAGAAACGUAUCUAUCAGGCUGUACAAUGAAUCAACCACAUAAAUGGGGGCAGCUCGCUAUAAAUAGAAAGUGUACAGUACAGCGGCUCUCAACCUGGGGGGGGGGGGGCUCCGAAGACCAGCGGAAACACAUAUACUCUACGGUUAUAAGGUGGCAACCAAAAUAGUGUUGUGGUUGGGUGUCACCACAACAGGAGGGACUUUAUUAAAAAAUGGGGGCAGCUCGCUAUAAAUAGAAAGUGUACAGUACAGCGGCUCUCAACCUGGGGGGGGGGGUCUCCGAAGACCAGCGGAAACACAUAUACUCUACAGUUAUAAGGUGGCAACCAAAAUAGUGUUGUGGUUGGGUGUCACCACAACAUGAGGGACUUUAUUAAAGGGUCGCGGCAUUAGGAAGGUUGAGAACGACUGGUAUAGUACAACCUUCUUCACACCGACGGCCAUAUGAAGAGCCCACACACAACAAAGAGAGACUAUAAACAUUACGUAACAGCUACGAUAAAAUCACGUGACAAGCCAAAAGCGUGCAUGGACUAAACUAACGCACUGCACACAAUAAAACACAAUGUUCAGUGCUCAACAUUUACGAGUGAACACUCCAUAUUCGACAGCCUAGUCUUAGAAGCGCUGUUGUAAACUGCAAUGAGAGAUAACCAAAUAAAAGAAAAUCUUUAAAACUCUUACGUCAUACUCACAAGGCUUUAGCGGGUCCCGAUCCUCUUUGUUUGUGUGUAUCUACGUGUGUGUGUGUUUGUCCGUACGCGUUUGUGUGUGACCGUACAUGUGUAUUGUGUCAGGCCUUAAAGCGAGGCUCUCAUUUCAUGUCAUUGUCUUUUAUUGUUAUUCAAUCUAUCACGUACCGUGUUGUUAAUAUUUCAUUACUAUUUCAUUCGCACGGCUUGUCUACUACACUGUCACUAGCUUAUCCUGACGUCUAAUUGGCAGCCGUUGACCAUGUUUUACUUAACAACAAAAAUCAUUCAAUUUGUGUGAGUAAUGAACGCGUCCCUCUGAAUCUUAAAAUCCUAGGUUUUUUUGUUUGUUUAUUUAUCCCAAAGAUGUUCCGCUAGGAGUGAACGACACCGUGAUCAUCGUACUUGCUGUCCUGACAGCUGUUUUAGCAGUCGCUGUUAUCAUACUGAUUGUCAUUGGUGUCAUGGGAUAUAGGUUGGUAAAAUUUAAAAUGGAUUAACUGUAAGAUAAACCUUCACUAUAAUAAACUAAUUAAACAAGAUUCUAGGAAGAGCUUUUUUUUUCUGUGAAUUAUAGAACCAAUACAUUUUUUAAAAUUCACUUUUAGAAUAAAGAAAUGCUAUUUGUAAAUCGAUUUCCGUUUUGCUUUCCAACGUAAAACUAGGUACACUGAAAAUUUUAAUAGAAAACCUAAUGGAAAAUGCUUACUGUACGUUCAUGCUACGUCUUUGACGGCUCUGCACUGUGGACUUUUUUUUUUCGAUGAUUUAGGCUAGUGCUCCAUUAUUUACUUAUUUGACUUGUACUUUAUUUUAACAAUGUCUAUCCCAUAAAUAUUUAACAUUACACGUGGCUGAUAUAUGGAAGUAUGGCUACCCACAGCUCUGAUCCAUUUUUAAACAGUGAUAUUUACUAAAACUGUUUCAACAUAUUACUUGGGACGGGUGAAAAUCAAUUCAAGUUAUAUGAUAAAAUAGAAAUGGUUAGUUGUUUUGCUUUAAACACAUGUUAAGAACUUUAAUUAACUGACCAUUCUAACCAAAACAUCUGAUUUUCCGAAAGAUGAUAAGUUGAACUGCAGUUCGGUAGGAGAGGGGGUUCUUUUUUCAAAUGCGUUUGCACGGCUAAACGUUUAAGAACAUUGCUGAUAAAAAAAAUUGUGUUAAAAAUGACACUCUGCCUUAUUGUAAUAUAACUGACAUUAAAAAAAAAAAAUUAUUUAAACGUAUGAUAUGCCUGUAAAACAAGAAAUCCACAAAAAUAGAUAGGCUAUUAAAUCACAAACUUCAAGUCAAACUUUUUUUUUUCCCGUGACAUGUCACAAUUACCCACGUGCAAUAGCGUCAUUACUGCAAUGUAAAAAGCCGAAUCUCUGUCAGAAACCCGGGCUGCCCAGCCUCAGCGAGACGUACUCCGUAGCUAACCUGGGAAUCAAAAAACUGAUUUUUCGGACCAUUUCAGAACGAAAUGUUACAGGCUGUGGGUAGACCAUGCGACCGCCAGAGGCGUCUUCGCUAACUUGCCGACUUCUAGCAGACAAGACCCAUGGUUUUGGGCUAGGUCGCAGGCAGCAGAGUCUAAUGACACAGCUGCGCACUGAGCACUGCGCCAUCGGUACAUACUUCUACGGGCUAGAUAACAACAGGGACUCAACCUGUCGGCAUUGCAGCCUGGUCCCGUAAACACUAGCGUAUCUGUUGAUCGAAUGUCCUUCACUAGAUGUUGCGGGGGAAGGCAGGUCGGUGAGAGAGCCGUACCUGAGGAAAAUGUUGUAUGGCUCAGCAGAUGGAGCUGGUAGCCAAUAUACUAGCCGGGGUCGUAAGAUAAUAAUCUCAGACCCUGACCCGAAAAUUAGUCAGAAGGUUUCUGAAAAGUUCUUAAUUUAUAACACAGAACAAAAGCUCCCAGAAAAGCGUGAAUUUUAAACAUAGAUUGCCACAUAGUAUUUGAUUUAUUUUCCACCAAGAUCAGAUGCUUGAUAGGGUUUGUGACACACAGAGAGGGUCGCACUUUAGCCUUCUUUUCCUAAGAAAAAUAUAAAGAAUAAAAUAUGUAUGCAGAGGAAAAACCUAAAGUGUGGAUUGCGUUAUGACACAACACGUCAGGAGGUGACGCAAAAAAUGGAGAGAUAAAAAUACGAGAGGAAUACAGUUCCUUAGAGACGUUCUGUUAACUUGUCGUAAAUAAAUAGAUGUCACAAGUUUCACUAGAGGAGGUUGACAUCAUAGCAGGUUGACACCAUAGAAGGCAGAUUCGGAGGUACUCCAUUGGUGAAGUCUAUAAGAUAUGAGACGGUGAAUGUACUGCACUUCGCGACAUCAAUCCUAAAGACGCAAAUGCCCACGCUGAGGCGUGGCGAGGGGGGAGGGCAGGGGGGACAGAUUCCCCGGGCGCAAGGUAGUUAGGGGCGCCAAAACGUUUUGAUAUUAUUUUAUUGAUGAACAUAAUGGGUUUGAGAGUUGAAAAAAGAAAAAAGGGGCGCUUUAAAAUGAAUCUUGUCCCUGGGCGCGAAUCUUGUCCCCGGGCGCCAAUCUUGUCCCCGGGUGCCAAACACUCUCGCUACACCUCUGUGCCCACGCAUAUGUUUCCAAGGCUUAUGUCUAAUCCAUUUUUUUUUAAAAUAUACAUAAUCUAAUAUCAUCGACCUCACUCAAUUACUGGCUUAGUGAAUUCUUUAAAAAGUGCGUUCUAAACACUGAAGAAUGUAAAUCUAUAAUUCCGUUAAAAAUUCAUGACAAGCAAUAUUUAAUUAUUUAAUAUUAAAAAUUUUAAAGUAUUAACAUUGUACUAGAAAUCCAUCAUAAUUAUUUUUUUUUAAAGUAGCAAUCAUCGUUUAAAAAAGAAUCUAAGAAAAAAUACUUUUAACCAAAUGAAUCUUUUUUUUUUUUUUCUCCUAACAGAGAAUUGAGGCAACUACGAAUCUUCAGGUCUCAGUCUACAAGGGUAAACUCAAAAUUGUCAUGAUUAUUAUUUUUUUGUCAUUUAAUUUUAAUUGCAUGUCCACUUGCCAAAGCUCACUGGAAUCAUUCAAGAGCUCCGUGUACUGUUUCUGUCUGUGGGUUUGCAGAAGGCUACUAAGGCUAAUGCCUUACCUUUACAAGUUUUUUGUUUUUUUUUAAAGUUAAAAUAUAUAUUCAAGGGCAAGGUUUGUGUGUGCAUUUCCUCGUGCUUUCCACACAAGCAGCUUGCUUAGAGAGCAAUACUGAAAUGUCAACACGAAUGCUAGCUAUACAAUAAUAAUGUUCUGUGUAGCAGCGGCGGAUCAGACAGCGACCAGGUUGGCAUCUGCAUGACAUAGGUAAUAAUCCAAUAAGAUGAUGAAAAUUCCGAUGGGAAAAUCCCCAACUGGCUCUUCAGUGACCUUGCCAUGGUCCGGAUGGUACUUUAGUGACUUUGCUAUGAUACGGCGGGUUCUUCAGUGACGUAGCCGUGGUCCAGCUGGUACUUCAGUGUCUUUGCCGUGGUCGGGCAAUUUAAUUUGCAUGAUUUUUCUGUCAUCCGUGGUAUUUCAUUGGUCCAUCCCACCUCGCAUGGCGUUGGUAAGCCUGACAACGUUCGGCAAGCUUUGAAUAACGUAUGAGGAGUUACUGCUCUCUGGACUUCCAGUACACUACCGCUCCUAUACCCAUUAUCGGACUGACGCCCGAUGUUUCUACUGGCCAUUUUGAUGCACAGGUUCAACUGGAAAUCGAUGGUCACGCUUUAGUGUAAGAGUGGGAUGAGGGGGGUUAAACUGUUUACCACAUCAGGCAUUUAAACACUAACAAUAAAGUGGUGCUAUAUAAUUUUUCAAUUUUCUGAGACCUGACUUGCGCCUGGCACUUUCAUACUUAUGGGGCGACUAAACCAUCAGAAGCUAUUAAAAUUAUUGACAUAUCUUUCAAUAAAAUGUGUCCUUGUGAUAAAGACAAUAUAAUUUUCUUUGAAUCAUAUAACGAAUUUCAACACUUUUUAAUUUCUAUAAGUGAUACAAUGAAUUUCAACACAUUCUUAAUAAAAUAUUGUCUAUAAAUUAUAUCAUUGAAUUAAACUCAAUCUUAUGAUCCUUAAAUCAUCAAAUGAAUGUCAACACAUUUUACUUGUUAUCUCACAACAUUUGACAGGUCGUUCCUGUCCCAGCGCCUACAAGAAAAGAUCCUUCUAAACAGCGCAGCUUAGCCCUGCUAAGGUCAGAGACUAACCGUGACGGCGACAAAGCUGCACAAAAAGACCAGACCAAGCGUGCAUCUAAAGGUAACACACACAAACCAUUUGAUAAAAAAUAUCAUAAAGACAGUCCGAAAUCAUUAGCUCUUUUGCUGGUGAUUCUAAUCGACUCGUACUUAUGUUCUCGUGAUUUAACUACAUAUUAUAUUGUUUUACGAAUACUUGUUUUAAUAUCGAAUGACCACAAUCCACGAAGCUUUCGGAAGAUUCCUUGGCUUUUGUCUCUCAUCUUGCGCCAGUGUUUUACAUCUUUUAGAACACACUUUUCGUCCUAAAAUAAUUUGUUAAUCAGCGAUUUUGGAACUUUGACAUACGAAUGCAGAUCGAGGAAUCAAGAACUAAUAAUAGAAGGAUUGAAAGAUGUCGGUUCUCCCACCCCCACCCAUUCCCCCGAAAUAAAUUAUACAAAAAAGAUCCAUAUCAAUUUCUGAACCAAAACAGCCGCAUGCCGAGUCACCGAUCUAGACGAAGACAUUUCAGAAAGUGUGCAAGUGAUGCACGCCUGAGAUCGUUUGCUCCUGUUUGUAUCCUGCACUAGAAAGGAAUCAUAAAAAAAUUCGAAAGUGAAUUGUGAAAGAAAAAAAAGAGAUCACCUGUGGCCGUUAUCAGACAUUUAAAGCAGGUUCUUGGCAGUUAGACGAAUAUAGCGUUUUCUUGAUUAGUACAAGACAGAUUAGUGUGUUUUUUUUUGGUGCCUUUAACAAAACAGAAUAGCUUUAAUUCACUGUUAGAAAACAGUGGUCGAGUGGUCUAAACUUAGCAAAUCUCAAGUUGGUGAUCAGGAAUUCAAUGCCAGCCAAAAGCGCAGUCAAGCAAAAACAUCACCAGCACCCUGGGUGGAUGGAACUCGUUAACCUUGGAUGGCAACUCAUCUAAGAGAAAGGAAACUUUGAAUUCAAACAAAGAGAUGGUGUCCCGUAUGCGGAAAACAUUGCUACAAUGAAACAUUUUGACAACUCCUGCGACGCCACUGGUGCCAAGCAGUAUCAUCCUCAUGAUAUUCCCUUGGAAUAUCCAGCGGUAUGGAGAGAGGCGAUUUGCUGUUGGGAACCAGCUUAUAAUCCUUUGGAUUUUAUUAUUAUUAUUACUAUUAUUAUUAAUAUUAUUAUUAUUAUCCAUUAUCAAUGCAAACGAGAUCAUUACUAUGAACUAUAUUUAUUGUUUAAUUUUCAAUACAGAAGCAAAGAAGAAGCCGUUAAACCCGAUUUCAUUCAAGCUACGAGAAUCGUAUCCCUUGCAAGGUAAUACAUAAAUUAUAUCAUAAAUAGUAUGUUCAAUAAUUUGAGGACAUUCGGAGUGUGUCGUUCCAAAUGACAGAGGAACGAAGAGGUUGCAUCACCAAUACCCCAGAGGAAAAAGGCUCAAAGGCAGACCUAGGCUUAGGUGGAUAGAUGAUGUGGAAAAAGAUCUACAACAGCUGAAAAUGCAAACAUGGAAAAUAAUGGCAUUAGUUAGGUCUAAGUGGAAGGAAGUGGUGAGGCAGGCCAAAGCCCUACAUGGGCUUUAGCUCCAUAGGGAUGGAUGGAUGGAGUGUGUUGUUACUUUAGGCCAGUGGUCUCUAACUCAAAUCAUCCGCGGGCCGCAGGAGGUAGUGUCGUAGUUAGAUUGGGCCGCAUAAAGUAUUCCUAAAAAAAAAGUGAUUACACAUUCAAUAAAGUAAAACUGUUACAAUCUGCUAAAUCCUUAUUAAUAGCAAAUAAAUGAAAACAUGAAGCGUUCUCAAGAUCUAGGCUUCCCUGUCUUCCACCUCCUCCUUGUUGCCAGAAACCUGGCAGCGCUUCUUCUUGCACAGCUAAGCAAAAUUUGGCUUGAGUAAGGAAGCACCUGAGGCUCACAGUAUAGCUUGUAAACGCUCAUCAGUAAGAUUGACCCAGAAAUUUGACUUGUUAAAUUUCAUAGUGGAAAAUGCUUUUCACACAGAUAGGUAUUCCCAAAAAGGCACACGAUCCGCUUGAACAACCUGGAAAUCUCAGGCAAUGUGGAGGGCACUGCUCUCAUUAAUUUUUCAAGCUUGUCUGUUUUUCUAUUCACCCCACUGAACUUAGCCUUAAGUUCAGAAUUGCGCUGAAGAUCAAUCAGCUCCAUUUGAUGCGCAAGUUGAGAGUGUGUGUUAGGGGGGGGGGUGUAUCUUCCACAUUGGAGGAGAAACGGUAAGCCAAAUUUGAAAAGUGGCUCUGUGUGGCGUUGUGAAGUCAGCAAACCUGUGAUGCAUUCUUCCUGUAGCUUUGCAAUAGCAUCAGUUUACUUACUACUAAGUUACUACUGAAUUGUGUGCCUGAGUCCAUGAGUAAUUUGCAUGUUGGGAAACGGCAGAGUCUUUAUAUGAGAAAGCUUAGCUUUCCAUAGCACAAGCUUUGUGCAGAAUGACAUUUUCAUAGCCAACACUGACAAUCUGCCCCUGGCCUUGUAACUUCUUGUUGAGUACAUUCAGCACCUUGUAAUGUCAACAAGAAAAACCAAGUCCAUGAGCCAUUUGGGAUAACUUAUUACAGGAACAACAUCUCCACCCCAUCCUUCUCUAUAAAGGCUUUGAUUUCUGCUAUCACUCAAAAAGAUUUCCAAGACGUUUCCCCUGCUAAGCCAGAGUACAACGGUAAAGUAGAUACCAUCCUCAUAUGCUGACUCUAUUCCCUUUAAAAAGUCAUGGAACUGACAGUGCUUCAAGCCCCUGGAUCUGAGAGAGUAAAUUCUGAUUCUUUUUAUCGUAGAAAAGACCUUUUUGACUAAUCCUAUUACUUUGGCAAUGUUUGUCUCUUAAAGUUCUAUAAAAUAAAAAUUUUAGUCCGAUUUUAAAACGUUUCUUACCAUUAUAAUCAACGUCCAAACUUACACAAACUCAAAUAAAAAUCAGAUAUAUACAAGUCGGUAAGAUUCGACUAAAACCCUCGCAACGGCUCACAUUAUAGAGAUGAGACUGGGGAAAACGCGUGGGCCGCAUUAACACUAAACUUUGCUGUCAGUUAGCGAGCCGCAAAAUAUUGUCUUGCGGGCCGCAAAUGGCCCGCGGGCCGCGAGUUUGAGACCCCUGCGUUAGGCAAUAAAUAAUUUCAAUUUAAACGUUUUUCACUCUUUAACAUCACAGAAACCCAUCUCUUACCUACCACCACAUGUCCUAUACCAACUAAACUUACCCACCGAACUUUCCCACAAAACCUACCUACUGAACCUAUCCAAAAUUCGACAAAUCAAACCUAGCCACCAAACCUAUCCACCACAUCUAUCCAUUAAACAUACCCACCGUACUAACACACCAAUAUGCUACACAUUCCAACUCCGUCCAACUCUCCCAUUCCUCUCCUUAUACCUCAUACUAAACGUUUAUUGAUCUCUUGUUUCGCCACACCCAUUAUACCCCCCCACCACCCUCAAAUCCAACAUGCCACGCCCCCUGGGCUUUCAAGUCUCUUAACACGCUACAAAAAAAAAUUAAUAAUAAUAAUAAAAAAAAAAAUCAAUCACUUAACAAAAGCCGGAAAAAAAUCCCUUUUGUCCCAACUACUACAGAAUACCCUAUGCCACGUCUGGGCUUGUACCUGGGGGAUCACUCUUUCCCCCAUGAAAUUUUACUUUUAAUUCUUUUUGGAACUGAGCUAAUCUUUUUAAAGUAAAUUAAUUUUAAAGUAGGCGGUUAAUAAUAGAUUGAAAUGUUGGGGGCAAUCGUUGAAAUGGUGAGGAUCAAGGUGGAAGUUAGAAGGUCAAAGGUCAACAAGGUAUAGUGAAUAAAAACGAAAAUGGCUUUUCACUGUUUCAAGGUGUAUUGAUAUGACCACACACACACACACAAAUAGUUCAACUGCUCAUAAAGAAAUUAUAAUGCUUCUACAUUAGUGAAAUAUUUUUAGCUUAAAUCCCUCUGGUCCUCUAACGUCUUACAAAUGAAUCCCUUUCAUUGACUUGCGUAUAAGAGGGGCACUCGCAUCAAAUCCAAACACUAAUUUGUUAUAUUGUUUUACAGCCCCACACGUGAACACCUCUAACGAGGCAGCUGACAUUCAAAUCAACCCAAAUCUUCCCCCUGGGCGGAUGGAGGGUCGACGAAAGAAAACAGAUCUUUAAACAUUUUAAUUUUUUUUUCAUUUUUUAUAGUUAUGAUACUUAGAUUUUAUAAUUAUACUGAAGCUUGUAGUAUAUUUUUUACUCUUGUUUGUGCAUGAAUACUUACGCUGGGCCAGUGGGGCAUUAAUUUAUACUUUUUUUUUUUACUUCAGGAAGAGUAUACGUAUUUUAUAUGAAUUUAUUUUUAUUGGUG
Molecule: messenger RNA, 18523 nt
Organism: Lymnaea stagnalis (great pond snail)
Lineage: Eukaryota; Metazoa; Mollusca; Gastropoda; Lymnaeidae
Source: the annotation of a GenBank genome assembly